UGUAGUCUGCCUUCAGCUCUCUCUCUCUCUCACACACACUUCAUUCACACUCUCUCUCUCUGUGUGGAGAGCUACGAGCCGAUAGAAUGUGCUAAUGAAGGAGCUCUAGAGAGAGAGGGGUAAAGCAUUUGGAAGGAAUGAAGAUGAAGCUGAGGCACCUUCUCGCACUGCUCUUCACCUUCAUUUUAUCUAUGCGUCCUUCGUAUCCUCGACAUGCACCCUAUGCUAUGCGGAUAAGUUGUGGAGCUCGGAAUAAUGUCCACACUUCACCAACCAAUACAUCGUGGUACAAGGAUUUUGCAUAUACAGGAGGGAUACCUACUAAUGGCAUACGCCCAAGUUCUAUAACUCCUCCGCUUGGGACAGUUCGCUACUUCCCUCUAUCUGAGGGUCCAGAAAAUUGCUACAAUAUUCAGAGAGUUCCCAAAGGCCACUAUUCAGUUAGAGUAUUUUUUGGAUUGGUCUUAGAUCCUACCAUUGACAACGAACCUUUGUUUGAUGUUUCUAUUGAAGGAACACAGAUUUGCUCUCUGCAAUCAGGUUGGAACGGCAGUGAUGAUGAGCAGGUAUUUGUUGAAGCCCUGUUAUUUCUUACGGGACGUUCUGUCUCCAUUUGCUUUCACAGCACUGGUCAUGGAGAUCCAGCUAUACUGUCAAUUGAAAUUCUUCAAGUUGAUGACAGAGCUUAUUAUUUUGGGCCACACUGGGGUCAAGGGACAAUCCUAAAAACAGUCAGAAGACUGAGUUGUGGUGUUGAGAAACCAAAAUUUGACGAAGACUACAGCGGGGACCACUGGGGUGGGGAUCGAUUCUGGAAUCCUGUCACAACUUUUGCUCAAGGUUCUGAUCAUAUUAUAGCCACAAAAAACAGCAUCAGGAAGGCCUCAAAUACAGUGAACUCUUAUCCUGAAGCUCUUUAUCAGACUGCUCUUUCCAGCACUGAUAAUCAGCCAGAUCUAGUUUAUACAGUGGAUGUGGAUCCCAACAGAAACUACUCCAUUUGGUUGCACUUUGCUGAGAUAGAUCCUUCCAUCACUAAAGUAGGCCAAAGAUUAUUUGACAUCCAAAUAAAUGAUGUUGUUGCUAUUGAAGAUGUUGACAUUGUGAGUAUGAGUGGGGAUGUUUAUAGUGCUCUCGUACUGAACAAAACUGUUGCAGUUAAUGGCAGAACCUUGACAAUAACCUUUCACCCUAAAAAAGGUCAGGCCUUAAUUAGUGCUCUCGAGAUCUUUCAGGUUGUUGUUGCAGAGUCUAAAACUUCACCAGAUGAAGUCAGGGCUUUGCAAACACUGAAGAGCGCAUUAGGGCUUCCACUUCGUUUUGGGUGGAAUGGUGAUCCUUGUGUUCCACAAGAACAUCCAUGGACUGGAGUAGAUUGUCAAUAUGACAGAAUCAGCAACAAAUGGGUCAUUGAUGGACUUGAUCUUGAUAACCAAGGCUUGAGGGGGUUCUUGCCAAAUGACGUAUCCAAACUGCAUCAUCUUCAGAGCAUAAACUUGAGUGGAAACAGUAUUCACGGGCCAAUUCCCUUCUCGCUUGGAACAGUUACCAGCUUACAAAAUUUGGACCUCUCCUAUAAUUUUUUCAAUGGAUCAAUUCCUGAAAGCCUUGGACAGUUGACAUCAUUAAGAAGACUGAAUCUCAACGACAACUCCCUCUCUGGAAGAGUCCCAGCGGCCCUAGGGGGAAGACUAUUACACAGGGCAAGUUUCAACUUUACCGGCAAUGCAGGAAUUUGUGGUAUUCCUGGACUGCCAACAUGCGGAGCACACCUGUCCAUUGGUGCAAAAAUUGGUGUUGCAUUAGGCUCAUGUGUGGCACUCUUACUUCUUUUCACCUGCUUAACGUGCUGGUGGAAAAGGCGGCAAAACAUUCUUUGUGCUCAGAGAAUUGCAGCAAGAGAGGCUCCCUAUGCGAAAUCGAGGACGCAACUCUCCCGGGAUCUGCAAAUGACUAGGUCUUUCGGGCAUGAUCACACUCGGACAGCUGCCGAGAAUGGGCCGAGCUUGCUUUCAUAGUCAUAGAUGCUAUUUUUUUUCAAGUUUUCUACAGUUUUUGGUUGCUGGAUGCCAAAGCCUCUAACCAGCUCCGAGUUACCUGGGCCAUUCAGGUUCCUGUUUUACUGCCUUGGGGAAUUCCAAUUUCAAAUUUCGUUCGUCUUCACCUGUGUUUCUACUCUGCCCAACCAAGGCACAUGCACUUAUCCUUGAAGCUGGACACUGCACAGAUUCGCAUUCACAGAUGUUGUAAAUUGCUCCCCUUUCUUUGUUUAACUUUUGAAGUAAAUAUGUUUUAUUGCUGCACCUA
Molecule: messenger RNA, 2307 nt
Organism: Diospyros lotus (date-plum)
Lineage: Eukaryota; Viridiplantae; Streptophyta; Magnoliopsida; Ericales; Ebenaceae
Product: receptor-like protein 4
Exons: 9
Coding region: 138-2018 (626 amino acids)
Molecular function (GO): protein binding
Source: RefSeq, a predicted model, not a curated record